Messenger RNA from Linepithema humile (Argentine ant), 1363 nucleotides. RefSeq names its product intraflagellar transport 52 (gene IFT52). NCBI's taxonomy places the organism in Eukaryota, Metazoa, Arthropoda, Insecta, Hymenoptera, Formicidae. The record is from RefSeq and is a predicted model, not a curated record. Gene Ontology annotation, cellular component: cilium; intraciliary transport particle B; centriole. Gene Ontology annotation, biological process: intraciliary transport; cilium assembly.
ACGUGCAAACAUACCUUUUAACAGUAUCGAACGUAAUGUGUUGUAAUAUUGAAUUGUUCCGCAUUGUAAAUAAUAUAUUAAAACGAUUUAUAGCAACUUAACGAUGAGUUCAAUUUUUGACAAUAGCAACAAUAAUGAAAACAUUAUUAUUUUCGAUGUGUCAAAAAAUGAAAGGAAACUAAACGAUGAGUUUAAAAUACUUCAACGCAAAUUGAAAGCAAAGUGGAAAUUUAUCGAGAAUAACGAAGUGAUAUCCGAAGAAUCGUUGGCAAACGCCAAGAUUUUGGUGUUGCCAGGACCGUUAAAUAAAUUUACCGAACUUGAAAUGAAUUCUAUUAGAACAUUCUUAAAUUCCGGUGGCAAUGUGCUUGUUACACUUGGAGAGGGUGGCGAAAAUAAGUCCAAUACAAAUAUCAAUUUUUUGCUGGAAGAAUUUGGCAUAAUGAUAAAUAACGACAGUGUAGCACGUAUGAGUUACAGUCAAACAAUGCAUCCUAAAGAGUCUUUAAUUUCCCAAGGCUUGUCAAACAAAUCCAUAUUUCUAAAAAAUCACAAUGAAUACAUCGGUACGAAAUUUUUAUAUCCUUAUGGUGCGACUUUAAAUGUAGUGCAACCAUCCGUCGUCGCUUUGUCCAGCGGAUCAAUUGCUAUUCCAAUGAACAGACCUAUUUGCGCUUAUCACUGUGUGAAAAACGGCGGUAAGCUAAUUGUGUUGGGUUCAUCGAGAAUGCUAACAGAUACUUACAUAGAGAAGGAGAAUAAUGAUUCGUUGCGAGAAAUGAUUUUCGAUUUCUUUGAAAUAAAUCUCACGGAAACGGCGGACCUCCAUACUGAUGAUAUAGAAUUUUGGGAAUACAAUUUUGUGCCUGAUAUAACGCAGCAGGCUGACAAUCCAAAAGUUUGCACACAAGACUUGGAUAAUAUCGACAUACCUCGUGAAUACACUAAGUUAUUUAAACAUCACUUUUAUUCUGUAAAUUUAAAUAUGGUACCAGCUUGCAUAAAAGCAUAUGAGGCUUUGGGAGUGAAACACGAACCACUUACUUUGAUUCCACCUCAUUUUGAGGCACCUUUACCUCCCACACAGGCUUCGGUAUUUCCCCCAAGCUUCCAAGAACUACCACCACCUGCUUUAGAAUUAUUUGAUUUAGACGAAGCCUUCAGCUCGGAUUUCUUAAAACUGUCACAACUUACCAAUAAAUAUACAGAAACAAAAGAUUUAUCAAGCGACAAGGAACUGGAUGACUAUAUCAGAGAAUUUGGAAGUAUAGUAAAAAUAAAUAAUUCUAUCACACACACCGCCAAAGAAGUGUUGAAUUCUGUUUUUCAAAUAAUUUGCAGUUAUAAAGCAGUGCAUGAUUGA